This is a messenger RNA of Scatophagus argus, 2692 nucleotides long. It is a transcript of the gene prdm8b, whose product is annotated as PR domain containing 8b. Gene Ontology annotation, cellular component: nucleus. The record is from RefSeq and is a predicted model, not a curated record. NCBI's taxonomy places the organism in Eukaryota, Metazoa, Chordata, Actinopteri, Scatophagidae. The transcript has 4 exons. Bases 368 to 2080 code for a protein of 570 amino acids. Gene Ontology annotation, molecular function: protein binding. Gene Ontology annotation, biological process: regulation of DNA-templated transcription.
CACGCCUCUCUCUCUCACUCUCUCCCCCCUCUCUCUCUCUCUCUCUCUCUCCGUCUCCCUUUAUCCGUCCAGCUCUCUCUACCCCGCCCGGUCACUUCUAGUGUCGGCGAGUAUCUGCCGCAGCAGCAGCAGCAGCAGCAGCAUCAGCACUGUCACUUUCACCACACCAGGGGGGGAAAUGUACUGACACUACGGACCAGACCGGGAGCGCAUCACCAUCUCCAUCACCUCCAUCAGCGCCACCGCAUCCCCCUGCUUGUUUUCGGGGCUUUCUUUUCCCGAGGUUGCAAACGCUUUUUGAUUUGCAGCAUAUCGCUCGCACUUCGUUUGUGGAUUAUUGUUCCUCCUCAUCGACGGAAAGUGUGAAAUGGAGGAGUCCAGCUCUCAGAAGUUGGUGUGGGAUGGGGACGCCAAAGCGGUCCAGCAGUGUCUCACGGAUAUUUUUACAAGCGUCUACACGACGUGUGACAUCCCAGAAAACGCCAUUUUCGGGCCCUGUGUGUUGAGCCACACCUCGCUGUAUGACAGCAUCGCUUUCAUAGCCCUGAAAUCCACCGACAAACGCACAGCACCUUAUAUCUUCAGGGUGGACACCUCAGCAGCCAACAGCACCUCAGAGGGUUUGAUGUGGUUGAGGCUCGUCCAGUCCGCCCGGGACAAAGAGGAACAGAACCUGGAGGCCUACGUGAAGAACGGUCAGCUUUUUUAUCGCUCGCUCCGCCGGAUCGAGAAGGACGAGGAGCUGCUGGUUUGGUAUGGCAAAGACCUCAUCGACCUGCUGAUGCUCAGCUCAAGCAGAGCUCCUACCAAAAGCAAAGGUUCGUCCCACCACUCAUGUCCAGACUGCAGCCAGAGGUUCCAGUUUGACUUCCCGUUUUUGGCCCAUCUCCGGUUCCGUUGCACCAAAAGAUUGCAAAGCAUCACAGGGGCUGACGAGGAACCCAGCAAAGAGAGCAGCAGCGAACGACCAAACACAACCCCAGCCAGGCACAGCCCAAACCUGGGCCGCUCAGAGGGCUUCAGCAGCCCUCAGGACAUCAACAAACCCUCCACAGACUUUCACAACCUGGCCAGGGAUCUGGAGAACAACUGCACCAGUCCGCCCAGUGACAAGGAGGCUGAAAUCUGCAGCGAGAGCUCAGGAAAGAGGAAGUUCUCAGAAAUAGAGGAAAGGGAUUGUCGAGGGAAUGGUCAUCCACAGUCCAAGUCUAAAGAAGAGCUCGCAACAUCUGCACAGAACUACAGAGGAGUCUACGGUCUGGAGGAGAAUCACAGGGCCUUCUCCCCUCCGGUCUCCACACAGCUCAGUGAGGGCAAGCGAAGUGCAUUCACUGAGGUCAAGAAGUCGCCCCAGAACCUAAAACACCACAGCGGCAACAAAAACAUCCAGAGCUCCAACUCUGAAAACAAAGAUGGUGGUCGUCCCAGCAGCAGUCCACCAGAGAAGCACCUCAACAUCAGGCAGGUACUGUCGGAAACCCAGCCACCCCAAUCCUCACCCAUAGGCAGCGCUUUUACCUCCGUUAGUCAGCAGGGUGACAGCAAUGGUGGGGAGAGGAAGAGCGCCUUUAGCCAGCCAUCUCGCUCCUCCUUCUCGCAGAUCUCACCGCUGGUGAUGCCGCCCAAGCUGCUGGACUGCCACCCAGCGGUGGGUGACACCAUCUCCUCCAGCAGACUCUACCAGGCCGACCACCUUGCCGCUAAACUACAGGGCGCAGAACUGGGCGCCAACUGUCCGGUGCCGGGUGGUAUGGCCAAGCAGAACCCCUUCGUCUACGCCACCACCUUCUGGCCAAAGAAUUCCGGGCCUAUUCAGCUUCAGAUGCCCUCUGCGCUCACCCUCCUGCCGCCCUCCUUCACCUCUCUGUGCCUGCCGGCCCAGAACUGGUGCGCCAAGUGUAAUGCCUCCUUCCGCAUGACCUCGGACUUGGUUUACCACAUGCGAUCCCACCACAAAAAGGAGUAUGCCAUGGAGCCUCUGGUCAAGCGGCGGCGUGAGGAAAAACUCAAGUGCCCCAUUUGUAACGAGUCCUUCCGGGAGCGGCAUCACCUGUCACGUCACAUGACCUCCCAUAACUGACUUUCACAGACUAACAAGAGAGGGACUUUGUUUUUUUUUAACAAAGAGGGACUGUGACCCUGCGUGGAUUUAAGCUGUCCGACUGGAGAUAAGCAACUUAAAAAUACACACACACUCCUUGCACUUGUUCUCACUUUGGACUAUGAUCUUCUUAAUUCCUUUGGUUCAUUUGCGUUUGGUCCCCCCUGUACAAAAUGUCAUGUUUUGGGUGUAUGCAAAUGCAUUUCGACUUCAAGAUGAAUCUAUUUAUGAAGCACUGAAAAGUUUGAGAAUAAGGGAAGAUUUAAAUAUGUGUAAAUGUACAGUAAGUUGUAUUUUAUAUCAUAUAAAUGCAAAUAUAGAAAAGAAAUACAAAUGUAGUCACACGUCCUGGUUUACAAUGCAGCAAGUUUUUUCAUGUCUACAAUGGAUAUGGACACAAAUUGGGGAUAUUAUGUCAGACUAUAUUUCAGAGUGCAUGUAAUAUUAAAUAAUAUUGAUUUAAGAUGCAGUCUAUACAUUACAAUGUAAAUAAUUUGUUUUAUUUGAAAUAUAAAGUGUAAUAUUUUGUGUCAGUGGGGAAUAGUUUCAGUGUUUCUUCCUUUUGCGGAAAUUUACUACUUGAUAGUUUAU